CACGCUCUGAUGACGCAAUAAGCACACUGCGCAUGCUCACAUUCCCGGGCUGGGCAGUGAUUUUUUUUCUUUGUGUUGAAGCGGGUCUGGAGCGGUGGAUUGUCCACGGGAUCCGGAUCGGGAGAGGGUCCUCGCCCCCUCGGGCGGCGAGCCGGGGGGGCCGGUCGGAUCAUUCUCUGCGGAGCGGGACCGACAAGAUCCAUGCGGGUUACAGGAGGAAGGCAGGAUUUUGGUGUUGGAAUGAAAUCAGCCAUGGUUGAAUGAUGAGGCAGACCAGAUGGAUCAAAUCACAUAAUUCUGUUCCUGACUGAAUGAUGGCUCCUUCUUAUCCCAUAUUGUUUUGUGACGUGUGAGGAACAAUUACAGAUUUGUUCACUCAGAUCAUUAUAUUUGUCUUCAAUGUUUAAAUUUCACUAGAUCUGCAGUGAGAGAUUUAUUGGAAGAAAAGCCCACAACUGGAAGCAAACCACAACUGAAGACGAGGGAACAGCAACAAGUGAACCAGCCCGAGGACUGAGAGCACCGACUGGAGAGAACCCAUCUGACUCAGGGUUUCCAUUGAUUCAGUCAGGAGAAAGUUUGAGCAGCAAAAACUGAAAACUCCUGUCCACAGAAUGGAUCAAGGUUCGAGCAGUGGAGGAGUUCCAGUGGCGUCAACAUCAGGAAAGGACACGGGUCCGAGCUCAGUGAUCACCGAGCUCCUGUCAAACUGGGACGAUUCCCAGCUGCUGCGGUUGACGGAUAUCUACCGGGACAGGCUGGAGCAGGCGAUGGAAGGAGGGGUGCACGGAGUGAGCCUGGUGUUAACGGCCGAGAAUCAGUUCAACGGAGAGGAACAUCGGAAAAUCUCUGAUCUCGCUGAUAAGGGAGAGCGGGCGGACAGUUCUAAACUCCUCCUGAGCCUGGUGAUGGAGAAAGGCUCCCGCGCCCGGAGGGUGAUGUGGGAAACCUUUGUGAAAAUGCGGAUUGGUGUCCCAAAGCUGGACAGAAUACUGAAGGAAUUACAGAUAUAUGGUUGUGAUCCUUCCCAUCGACCAAUUUCCACUCAACUUUUACUAAAGGUUCUCAGUGAGCUGAAAGAUGCUCAACAGAAACACAAGGAGACUCUGCGGGCACAAACUGAAACACUGAGAGUGAACACGAUCCUGAUGAGGGAGAAGGUGAAGGUUUUCCAGCUGGUUGAUCGAUACGCUGAGCUCACGGUCAUUUCUACUGUUCGAGAUCGGAGACUGGUGGAACAUGAGCUACUGGCAAGAGGCAGAGACCACGAGGAGUGGAGAGAAAAACAUCUCUGCGGAGAGCUGGAGAAACUUCAGAUGGAUCAGUUGUUCCAGAGCAGCUUUUCCCAAACUAACUCCAAAUCUGGGAGUUCAGCAGUGGCCGGAGUCCCAGGGAUUGGGAAAACAACAAUGGUACAAAAGAUUGUUUACGACUGGGCCACGGGGAAAAUAUACCAACAGUUCCAGUUUGUAUUCAGUUUCAAAUUCCGGGAUUUAAACACCAUUAACUGUAGAAUAAACCUGAAGGAACUGAUUCUGGAUCAGUAUCCUUACUUUGGGAAUAUCCUGAGAGAGGUCUGGAAGAACCCAGAGGGAUCGCUGUUUAUAUUUGAUGGUUUGGAUGAAUUCAAUGACCAAAUUAAUUUUUCUGACAGUCGGAGAGACACGGAAACUCGGUACACAUGCAUAGAUCCUGAAUACAAGUGCAAGGUGUCUGACAUUGUGUACAGUUUAAUCCAGCACAAGCUGCUCCCAGGGUGUUCAGUGCUGGUGACCACCCGUCCCACUGCGUUACAUUUAUUGGAAAAGGCUGAGAUCGGUACCGAAGCUGAAAUCCUGGGAUUUUCAGGUGAGGAACGGAAGGAAUAUUUCAUCAGACAUUUUGAAGAUCAGACGGUGGCGGCAGCUGUUUUCAAACACGUGAAGGAGAACGAGAUCCUGUACACCAUGAGCUACAACCCCUCCUACUGCUGGAUCCUCGCUCUGACACUGGGCCCCUUCUUCACACAAAGAGUCAGGGACCCGCAGCGAGUUCCCAAGACCAUCACCCAACUGUACUCCUACUAUAUUUACAACAUCCUGAAAAACCACGGCCGUGAGAUUGAGAACCCCCGUGAUGUGUUACUCAGGGUUGGUCAGAUGGCCUUCAGAGGAGUGUCCGAGAGGAAGAUUGUGUUUACAGAUGGAGAUUUGAUCAAGUACAAUCUGCAGCCUUCCCAGUUCCUGUCCGGGUUCCUGAUGGAGCUUUUGGAUAGAGAGGAUUCUGCCCGGAGCGUGGUGUACACAUUCCCACACCUGACCAUCCAAGAGUUUGUAGCUGCAGUCGCACAAUUCCUGAAUCCAGAUGGCAGAGAUAUUACGAAACUCCUCACUGAAGCCCAUUGCGUGAGGGAUAGGCGAUUUGAGGUAUUUCUCCGUUUUGUUGCUGGUCUCUCCAACCCAAUGACAGCUCGGGGCCUGGAGGAGUUUCUGGGUCCAUUUCCCAAUGAAACAACCUGCCGGGUGAUUGACUGGGUGAAGGAGGAGGUUAAACGCCGGAGUGGAAACACAGAGAGUGAAGCUGGUAAAAGGAGCCUCCUGAACACAUUGCACUACCUGUUUGAGUCUCAGAAUCGUCGACUGGCUCAGGCUGCACUGGGAUCUGUGGAAAGGUUUUCACUCACUGGAAUGACACUGACCCCGAUUGACUGCGCAGUCCUGUCUCAUGUCAUCGGACUCUGUGAUACAAUAAAACAGCUCGACCUGGAGAACUGCCACAUUCAGUGUGAAGGAAUCCAGCGGCUGGGACCCGGGCUGCACAAGUGCCAGGAGUUGAGACUUGGGCAUAAUGAACUGGGAGAUUCAGGAGUGAAACUGGUGUCUGCGGCUCUAAGGAACCCGGAGUGUAAAAUACAGACACUGUGGCUGAACCGUGUCGGUCUCACAGAUUCUGGUGCCGAGGAUCUCGCCUCCGCUCUCAGUACAAAACCAUCACUGACGGAGCUGGACCUGAGAUCAAACUCUCUGACAGACGGAUCUGUCCCCGCUCUCCGCCGCCUCAUACUGACCCUCCCGAGUCUGGAGCGGAUCUGGCUGGUGGGGAAUCGGUUCAGUGAGACCGGGGAGAAGGAACUGAGAUCUCUACAGGAACCCAGACCCGGACUGAGAGUGGAUCUGUGGACAUUUGGCCGAUUCCUUUAACCUUUAUCUUACCUGGAACCCAGACCCGGACUGAUGGCGGAUCUGUGAACCUCUGAAUGUGUGAACAUCCCCGCCCGCGGGAUGGGGACAUUUGGCCGACUCCCCGCCCUCCCCUUUAACUCCCGCCCUUACCUUUAACGGCCGCGCGCCGGGGCUGAUUCCCAACGGUUUUAACGGACCCGGCUCGGGCCUCGCGCUGCGUGCGUCGAUCGGAGCGGUCCCGCAGUGACGUGUUUCCGCCUGUUGUCCGGCGGGACAGCUUCCGCCGGAAGUGCGUGUACGAGACACCGACGUGACUCCCCGGGGAAUUACCCGGACAGGAAGAGCCCGGGGUCCGGGGCUCAGUCUGGGACACUGGUGUCCCGGGGUGGGGGGUAUGAUCCCGGGAGAGAAUCCUUUUGCCCCCUUUGAUGAGGACGGUGCAUUCGGCAGCCUGGCCGAUAUAAUGAUGUUAAAUGGACAAAUCCCUCGGCAGUGACCCUGGAUCUGUAGCGAUCCCGGACACGGCCCAGAAGUGUGAUUUUAUAAUCAUCGGUUCCCCGAUGCAGAGUGACGGUGAGAAACGGGACUGAUUAUUCAACCGGUCACUCCUUGUCGCCGGUCAGUUAAUUGUGUGUGACUGUGAGUGAGUCGGGAGCAGCUUAUUUAUUCCCGCACGUCAGCAGCUCACACAUUGUUUCAUUUACAUUUGUCAUAAUGGAAUCAAUAAACCGCUGUA
This is a messenger RNA of Hypanus sabinus (Atlantic stingray), 3897 nucleotides long. Its product is annotated as NACHT, LRR and PYD domains-containing protein 3-like. Lineage: Eukaryota; Metazoa; Chordata; Chondrichthyes; Myliobatiformes; Dasyatidae. Gene Ontology annotation, molecular function: protein binding. Gene Ontology annotation, cellular component: cytoplasm. Bases 615 to 3179 code for a protein of 854 amino acids. The record is from RefSeq and is a predicted model, not a curated record. The transcript is spliced from 11 exons.